This is a messenger RNA of Xyrauchen texanus (razorback sucker), 1776 nucleotides long. It is a transcript of the gene pdap1a, whose product is annotated as pdgfa associated protein 1a. The record is from RefSeq and is a predicted model, not a curated record. The transcript has 6 exons. Lineage: Eukaryota; Metazoa; Chordata; Actinopteri; Cypriniformes; Catostomidae. Gene Ontology annotation, molecular function: RNA binding. Gene Ontology annotation, cellular component: cytosol. Bases 189 to 665 code for a protein of 158 amino acids.
ACGUCAUUCACAGGAAGCUGUAAAGUACUGCUUUCAACGGGAUUAAUCUGAGUUGAUAGCUUUGCUUCAUAUUUCACAUAAAAAAUCUCCGUUGACAGAACAGAUAUUCAUUCCAUACUGAUAUUUUCGAUUUUACGAUCAGAAAGUAUCCGUUUCCUUUGAGUUUUUUCAUCGUCUCAGUUAUCACAAUGCCGCGAGGAGGCAAAAAGAGCCAUAAGGGCCGCGGAAAGCAGUUCAGCAAUCCCGAAGAAAUUGACAGACAGAUGAAAGCUCAGAGGGAACUGGAGGCAAACGAUGGGGUUGAACGUGAAAGUGCAUCUGGAUCUGAAGAGGAGAGCAGCAGUGACGAUGAACAGCCAAAAAGGAAAGGUGUGGAGGGAUUAAUUGAAAUUGAGAAUCCUAAUCGGGUCUCCCAGAAGAGCAAGAAGGUCACUGAAGUUGAUGUCAGUGCACCCAAAGAGCUCUCACGUCGGGAAAGGGAAGAGAUUGAAAAGCAGAAAGCUAAGGAGCGCUACAUGAAGUUGCAUCUGGAGGGGAAGACUGAUCAAGCUAGGGCUGAUCUUGCCAGACUGGCCAUUAUCAAAAAGCAGAGAGAGGACGCUGCAAAAAAAAGAGAUGAGCUAAAAAAAGAAAAAGACGCAGAAGAUACAAAGUCAAAACGCUAGCCCAACCACCAUCCUGCAGGACCGGGCUUUUCUGGGGAGGGAGGGAAGGGACAAUUUAGCUAGAGGAAACGGCUCAGGGGUAUACAUGUCAUCCUUCCAUUCCUCAAGGGUUGGAGGGGGAUUUGGACAUUUACACAAAGUGAAACUUGAGGAGUGUAUGGUGUUGAAGCUUGUUGGCUUAUUGUUUUUCAGCACUGCCAAGCUUCUCUCACUGUAUUGCUCCUUUUGACACACUCACUGUGCUCAGACUCUAAAGCUGCUGGAGUUUACUCUUAAUUUCUGCAUUUCUGUUAUGUUAUCACCAUUACGUUAGAUUGGGAUAUUAUGGAAGAGGGUAUGGUUGCAGGUGUACUGACAUGGAUUGUUCUGUUCUGCAGCAGGAAAUGAACUGUGUAGACCAGGUUAUAGUGAGGAACAGUCAAACACUAACCAGAGAUUUAGCAUGUAUAGAAUGACAUCAGACCUUGUUCUGACCUAAAUUAUGUUCACCUUUGUGGCUUCAUUCUGUAGGUGCAAAACGAUACCGCUGUUUUCAUUCAGAGUUAAUGGUAGGUUUUUGUUUUGUGUCUUGGUGUAAUCAGGGCAUAUUAAGUUUUCUGUGACCUAAUGCUGCAGAUUACAUCCUCAUUUAAAAUGUCAAUGUUUUUAAGUAUGUAAAAAUGCAUACUCCAUGCAAGGCAAUAGUAUCAAUUGAUCCGGAUUAAAGUAGCUGCAUCAGCACACCCGUGUUGUUGCAGGUGAUUUAUGAAUAACUGGAAAGUGUUCACCACGUAAACUACAAUGCCCUGUUACUCAGGAGUUUUAUAUUUCUCUUGAAAUUGGACCAUCACUUUUUUGCCAACUGGUGUAUUUUCAUAGUGUUUUGAAAUGUUUUAUGCUUUAGCUCACUGCUGGGUCAUGACUUGCCUUGACCGUUUAGGAAAGCAAUAUAACCUUGAUGAUGAUGAUGGUGCAACAUUUUUUUCAGCUCUUAAACAAUUAUUUACAGUGUUUUAACAUUUGCAAAGCAUUCACCAAUACUGAAAUUAAUAUUUACAUGGGGAAAUUAUAGGAAAACCGUGGAAUUGCUUAUUUGAAAUUUUGUUGUAUACAAAUAAAUGCAUUGGUAAAU